Saccoglossus kowalevskii is the source of this 668-nucleotide messenger RNA. RefSeq lists its product as uncharacterized. Lineage: Eukaryota; Metazoa; Hemichordata; Enteropneusta; Harrimaniidae. The record is from RefSeq and is a predicted model, not a curated record.
CUCUACUGACAACGUGUGUAUAUAGUUCCAAGCUAAGCGUACAGAUUUACUCAAAAUGCAUUUUACAUAUUUAGUGUGUCUGCUGGUACUUUUGGUUUGUCUGGCGACAAGUGUUGCUGCUAGUAAUAUUGAUGAGUGUGAUUAUUACUGUGGUGGUACAUGCCGUGCUAAAAAAUGUAAUAGGGGCGAGAUAGCCUCGGAAAACUCGUACUAUUAUUGGUAUUAUGGCUGCUCUCACUACUGUGGGGAAGGUCGGGUGUGCUGUGUGCAAGAUUACGAUUCAGAUGUAUGUGAAUAUUAUUGUGGUGGUACAUGUCGUUCUAAAAAGUGUAAUAGAGAUGAGAUCACCACAGAAUCGGCAUACUCUUAUUGGUCGAAUGGUUGUUCUAGCUACUGUGGGGAAGGAAGGGUGUGCUGCAUACCGGAACCUUAUGAUGUAUGUGACCAUGAAUGCGGAGGAACAUGUCGUGCUAAAAAGUGCAAUGCAGAUGAGGAAGUAUCUGAUUACAGUUACUGCAAUAGCUACUGUGAAGAAAAGAAACGACUGUGCUGUGUGCAAUGGGAAUGAACCGUGUAAAACAAGUUCAAAAUGCACUAGGAAUCAGCUCAACACAACAAGAGAGCACUGUUAACAUUAGCUCUAGCAAUAAAUCAGAUUAAAAUAAAUA